Zasmidium cellare ATCC 36951 is the source of this 3348-nucleotide messenger RNA. RefSeq lists its product as uncharacterized. The coding region runs from base 1 to 3348 and encodes 1115 amino acids. The record is from RefSeq and is a predicted model, not a curated record. The transcript has 2 exons. NCBI's taxonomy places the organism in Eukaryota, Fungi, Ascomycota, Dothideomycetes, Mycosphaerellales, Mycosphaerellaceae.
AUGUUCCUCCAGAACCUCGUGCAGAAGGCGCAACAACUCAUUGAUCCCGCCGUCCUGCCUGGGCCCUUGGGCUCCCUCACUUCCUCCGACCGCCCCUCCAAAGCGCAGCUCUUCCGCCACCAAUUCCGCCUCCCAGACAGCCAAAAUCCCCUCUACGAGAUCACCGCCGAACUCACACUCCCCGGGAAGAGCCAUCGCGGAGGUGGUGCGUCCAAGAGCUGGGAUAAGAGCAAUUGGGAUCGAGACCGGGGCACGCAUUAUGUGGGACAAUUACAUUUGAGCGAGCAGUUUCUGUGCUUUUCCACGGUGAAUACUUCAUUUGCGAAUACGGCGAGCACGAGCGCCAGCAGUGCUUUCACGGGAAGAACACACGGGACCGGACCGGCGGGCAAUGGCUUCACUCUGCCGCUCUGUGCAGUACGAAGGGUGGAGAGACUGCACACUCAGAGUUACAUGUUUGCAUUGUCGGUGACGACCUGGAAUGGCUUCGAUGCGGGCGGCGAGGGGAAAGCUGGUGCUCCUUCACCACCGAAGCUCACGGUUCAGCUCGAGGGGAGCAGGCAGCAGUGUGAGCGGUUCUGUGAUGGGCUGAAGAGAGGGUUGAGGCAGGGCAUCAAAGAAGUUGACAACAUGCGGACGGUGGCACAGGAGUGUUAUUCGGAGUACUUUCUCUACGACGACUUCGAUGUGACCCCUACGUCGGAGAAGCCUGACGGCACGCCACGGAAUCCGCCUGAUACUGGACUGGGGAGUGUGUUCAAGUAUCCGGGCAAUUCGAAAAAGCUGCGAGAUCGGAGCAAGAUGAGGUUGUGGCAUGAAUAUUUGCGGGAGAACGGCAGAAACACGACCCUGGUACGGCAGCCAGACUUCCACCGACUGAUACGAGUUGGACUGCCGAAUCUGCUGAGAGGUGAGAUCUGGGAGCUUACGUGUGGAUCGUUCUAUCUGCGGCUACAAAAGCCAAAGCUAUACCAGGAAACACUCGUCAAACACGAGGGAGAGGGCUCGUUGGCCAUCGACGAGAUUGAGAAAGAUCUCAACCGAAGUCUGCCGGAAUAUGCUGGUUUCCAGAGCGAAGAGGGCAUCGGCAGAUUACGACGGGUUCUCACGGCCUACAGCUGGAUCAACCCAGAAGUCGGAUACUGCCAGGCCAUGAACAUCGUCGUGGCCGCAUUGCUGAUCUAUCUUUCCGAAUCGCAAGCUUUCUAUGUCCUCUCCAUUCUAUGCGACCGAUUACUACCAGGAUACUACUCCACCACCAUGUACGGCACGUUACUUGAUCAGAGGGUUUUCGAGAGUCUGGUCGAGAAGACGAUGCCGAUCAUUUGGGACCAUCUCGUUAAGAAUGAUGUGCAGCUUUCGGUCGUAUCUUUGCCAUGGUUCUUGUCACUCUACAUCAACAGCAUGCCGCUGAUCUUCGCCUUUCGUGUGCUGGACGUCUUCUUCCUCGAGGGGCCAAAGGUGCUCUUCCAAGUCGGCCUCGCCAUUCUACGAAUCAAUGGGGAAGAACUGCUGGAUGCCACAGACGACGGUACUUUCAUUUCAGUGCUAAAGUCAUACUUUGCUCGACUGGGCGAGUCUGCACAUCCAAAAUCCGAGAACCCCAAACAUCGAGCUAUUACCAACUUCCAGGCCCUCAUGGUGGUCGCAUUCAAGGAGUUUGAGGGCAUCACACAACACACCAUCUCCGAGCAGCGGUCGAAACACAAAGCGGCCGUAUUAGAGAACAUUGAGUCCUUCGCCAAGCGAACCUCGAUCAGAAACCUCGGACCAGAGAGUAAGAAGCUUUCGACGAACGACCUUGGCUUCCUCUAUGACCGCUUCUAUACUGUUCUUUAUGAGAGACAGCAACGAUCGCAGAUCAUACAGGCCGAGACGGAUCGAAAGCAGAAACAGGCCAAACUAAGAGCUACCGAAGUCGUCACUGGUGUGUCUGGCAAUGCACCUGAGAUGGGUCGUGUUGCUCUUGGGCCGAGCUCCUCACAGAUGGAUUACGACGCUUUCAGAGAGUUCCUUGCGGGUGUCUCGAAGUGGGCGGUAACCGACUCUCCUUCAUCACCCAGCAAGGAGGACAGAUCAUCGAAUGGAUACUUCGCCAGCGCACUGCGAAACCGAUCGGCCAGUUUCUCACCAUGGGGCACAGGACCAGAACCUGCAGAUCACGACUUCAUGCAACGCCUAUUCCGGAAAUGGGAUGCUGAUGGCAAUUCUGCCUUGACUUUGCAGAAUGUGGUGACGGGCUUGGCACCAAUCAAGGGUAACCGCGACAUCAUGAGCAGCAUCGAGUACUUCUUUGAACUCUACGACGACGACAAUGACGGCAAGGUGGAUCGAGAAGGCAUUCUACGCAUCUCGGAAGCUCUGCUGUUCUUGUCCAGGCGAGGUGUAUCUAGUGGAUUGGGUCCUUCGUCCGGUGUGGAGGAGGUGAAGGGACCAGAUGGUCUACCCAUGUCCAAGGACGAGCAAUUCCUGAGUGCUGUCUCGGCUUUCAUAAGGAGAUGCUUUGAGUAUGCGGAUCCAGAUCAUCCGAGCCGGCAGGAUGUGGAUGGUGCUGCAGAUGGGAUCAAGAACUUGGAUGUGAAAGAAGAUGACCUGCUCGAUCUUGGGGAGGAGAAGAAGACCACAGAAGACCAUCCACUAUCGGAUAACUCAACAUCUGCAGCGGACGACUCUGUGCUGGCGCGUCCUUCGACGAACUCCUUUGGACAGACAGUAUCGAAGAACGCAGAAGCGAACGCAGCACUCGACCCUUCCAGCCCAGUGCACAUCACUCUGCCGACCUUCAGGAUGUUGGUGCUCGCGGAUGAAUCACUGGAAUCGUUCUUCGACUCUGGCUUCGCCAACUCCUUCCAUCUCGCCGAUGCUCCUCUCCCCUCGUCAACACUCACAUCACCUUCCUUCCUCAACCUCCACAAUGCUGCGCCUGCGAACUCGGCGUCUCCCCUUCCAACUAUUAGUCCAGGUGGACCCGGCGCGGGCGUCGUUGCGCCCGGAAAAGGUCUUCGUGGCAUGCUCGACAACAUUGUCACCGAUGGCAUGCGUGUCGCGGCUGAAGUGCGACGGCGCAUGGAUGAAGCACAGAAGGAACUCGAUCGAGGCGCGACUACGAGAGGUACGGAAGAUGAAGAGGACGACGAGUUUGAGGACCACGGGAGGGAUUUGCUGGAUGUGGCUGAAGCUGAUGCCGUUCCCGAGAGGCAAGGCGAAGCCGGAGGUAAUCUGCUGGACAAAGACGUUGUUUCGAGUCCUACCAAGGCCGAAGCGGGAAGUAGUGCGGCGAGUGUCAAGAGUACGGGCAGUACAGGCAUGGGCAAGGAUGUGGAGAAGAGUACGAUGUUUGAACGAUAG